AAAAAAAAUGUUAAGCCAGAUGUCACUGUCAUUGUCAUCUGCUAUCAAUUCAUUUGUGACUGUCAACUUUUCCAAUCUAUUGUUGAUUUGUUGAACACAAGUUUGUUAUUGCAUUUUAUUCUGCUCAUUUUUUUGUAAACAUUAUUCUAAAUUUGUAAUUAUUCUUUGUUUUAGCUUAAAAACGUGGUUUAAUGAUACUAUUAAAAUUGAUUAGCUAAUGUCUAAACAAAUUGAAAUUGCUAACAGAAAGUAAACAAAGUGCAGUUUUGGUGUACAACUUAGAAUUUAUAUCAUUUAAGUUUUAAUGUGAAACAUGUCUAAUUUUUGCUUAAAAGACACAGAGGGAUUCUACUUGGCCCUCUCUGAUCAGCCGAAAAGAUUUGAUGCUGACAGUCCUGUGACAAAUGUGUUUUUUGACGAUACUAAUGGACAGGUAUUUACAGUUAGAUCUGGGGGUGUGACAGGGGUCACAGUCAAUGGAAUGGAUGAAUCCAAGUGUACAUCCUUCAGGAUGGAGGACCGAGGCCCAAUAAUAUCAAUAAAAUUCUCGCCCGAUCACAAAAUACUGGCCAUCCAACGUAACCAUGACAAUCAGAAUGCAGUCGUGGAGUUCGUGAACUUUCUAGACUUAGCGCCGACAAAUGUGGAGUACUCCCAUACGUGUAAAUGGAAGAAUGCUAAGAUAUUAGGAUUUGUGUGGCCUAAAAUAAAUGAGAUAGCGUUCAUUACGGAUCACGGUAUUGAAUUGUUGCAAGUGUUUCCUGAGAAGAAGCAGUUGAAAAAUUUGAAAAGUACAUCAUUUAGCGGUGCCUGGUUUUCGUGGUGUUCACAAAGUAACAUGGUGCUGCUGGCUGGCAACAAUGGUGCAUUACUACAGCCAUUCCUGUUGAAUAACUCCACCAUCACUAAAUUACAGAAACUUGAAUUAGAAACAUCCAAACCAGUGGUGGAGCGAGAUGUGUGCGUCUUGCGACUGUGUGAUGCAACGUGGUGUGCUAUAUUCCGCCACAGUACAUCUGCUGUCUCGUCGCCGGGUCCUACCGAGGUGUGGCUGAUGCCGUUGACCGGCCCCAAUGGAUACCACCACACGCAUAUCCUGAAAACGGGACUAGUGGGCAGGUUCGCGGUGCACGUAGUGGAUGAUCUUAUUGUAGUUCACCACCAGUCAAGCCAGACUUCUCAGCUGUUUGAUAUAAUGGAGGAGUCAAAGGUGGAAAAUAAUGCAGCAAUACAUAUACCGAUUGUGCCUGGUAACACCAUGAAGCCGGCGAGAUUCGGGGACCAGCUCUGUCCUAUGUAUUCAGGUAAUUGGGUGGUGUUCCAACCGGACUAUAUAAUCGACGCCCGGCUCGGCUGUUUGUGGCGCGUUCGGCUUCUACCUUCGGGUUUAGCGCAUUCGGUGGUUAAAGACGAAAUCCCCAAGAUAGUGGCUGUACUACUGAGGCGGACGGAUGGUAGAGACACCAUAUACAGGAUCCUGCAUCAACUGAUCACGCACGCUGAUAUUUAUCUCGUAGAACUUAAUAAGGCGUUUGAUGAAAUCCAUACUGUAUACAGGAAAUGGGCGGACUUGGAAGUAGCUCGGAACACAGCCGGACAGACUGCGGACAGCACGAGGACUCCGCACAAGUUUCCGGUACUCAUCACUCAGGUGGAAAUGUGCAGUUACGUGUUAGAAGCGCACAUGGAAGACAAGUAUAUCGUGCAGGCGGUGACGGCGUACGUGCGCUCGCUGGCGCGGCGCGCGCUGGGCGUGCAGGCGGCGGCGGGGGAGGCGGCGGUGCGCGCGCUGGUGCGGGGCGGGGCGCGCGGCCGGCUGCGGGCGCUGGCGGCGCGCGGCUGCCUGGGGGAGGCUCGCCCGCUGGCGUGUCAGCUGCUGUCGCUGGGUCGCCUGGACCCGGCCGCCGCGCAGCUCGCACUCGACAUGCUCGCCCGGCUGCGGGCCAAGGAGGAGAUAAUCGAAGUUUUGCUGAGUUGGGACGAGCCUAUCAGCGCCGUGGGGGUCGCCAAACAAGCUGGCAGCACCACGUGGCACACGAUGUCUCCGAGGAAGCUGCUGGCGGCCGCCCACCAGCACGCGGAGGAACACUCAGAGCCGACGGCAUUCCUCGCCGUCUACCACAUGCUGAUCAACAGGAACGAGAAGCUCAGAGGGUCGCCGCAUUUCUUGAGAGGUGAACAAUGCGACAGUUACGUGGAGUAUUACAAUCGCUUAAUGUCUGAACAAUGAACAUUGCAACCUGAAUACCUAUCAAUUUUCAUAUAAAUAUAAUACACUUUUAUUUGCAUUAUACAUUAAAGGAGAAUAGUUGCAUUUAAAUUAGGUUUGCCCAAAUUUGAAAAAAAAAUGAUUUUAAUUUGGAAUGACCAGGAGAAUUCAGUUAAAAAAAAAAGAAGUAAUGGAGUUGCAAUUGUUGAAUUAAUAUAAAUUAAAAAUAGGUAAAAUGAAAUUCAAAUAAAUAAAUAAUCAUAUUUUUUUAAUGAAAGUAAUUGAAUGAAAUUAAUUAUAAAAAUAUUUUAUAAUUUAAAAACCCAGGACGCUGCUUAAAAAUUAUUCAUUGGGAAAACAGGAUAGUUAUAACUCUAAAUCAAACAUUCAUCUGUAGAAAUACAAUAAGGCCGCCUUAUUGCCAAAGCCAAUUUAUAAGGCAACCUUAGGGUAAUGUAAAUAACUGUGUAAUUUAUAAAAGAUAUGCAAAUAAAGGAAUAUAUUAAAAUAAUAUUAAGUUAAUUGUUGUAAUUCGAUAUUUUAUUGUUCCUUGUAUUUUAAAUAGUUAUAUAUAACUUCUCAGUA
This is a messenger RNA of Achroia grisella, 2794 nucleotides long. RefSeq names its product regulator of MON1-CCZ1 complex (gene Bulli). The transcript is spliced from 12 exons. Gene Ontology annotation, cellular component: late endosome membrane; lysosomal membrane; Mon1-Ccz1 complex. The record is from RefSeq and is a predicted model, not a curated record. Lineage: Eukaryota; Metazoa; Arthropoda; Insecta; Lepidoptera; Pyralidae. Bases 314 to 2230 code for a protein of 638 amino acids. Gene Ontology annotation, biological process: regulation of autophagy.